AGGAGUUUGGCCUCAGUAACCAACACUUAGAGGGUUUUAGGUUCAGGACUACAUAUUGCUGAUCUGUUAUGUAAAAGAAAAAUAAUCAUAGAUAUUUAUACUUAAUGGAUGCCAUCACUUUUCUUAGUUCUUUUUUUAGUCUAACUAAAAAAUCUUUAUUAAAAAAAGUAAUAUUUGACAUAGGCAUAAUAAACAUAUAGUUAACUAACACAGUAUUUCCAGUUUGAGGGAUAUUUUUUAGAUUAAGUAUAGAUUUCCUCACCAAAUUCUGACAUAGCAGAUAAGAGAACAUUAAACUUAGAAAUAGUUUCUGGAUGAAUAAAUAGAAAUGAAUUAUAUAACAAGAAACAAAUAAAACUAAAGAAAAUAAACAUUUCAAUAUAAAUCCAUAGAAAAUAAUUCCAUAACAUACUACUAGGGAGAAGUUUUUUCUUGUUCUUUUAGAGUUUUAUGUUUGUGCUUUAUUUGUUGUUAGCUCAGAAGGCCAAAUGAUAUGUAUGAUGCACCUACAGAUCUCAGUAAAUGAGCAGUAAUUCUUAAUCUUUUGUCUUAUAACUGUAAUAUUAACAAGGACAAUUUUGAAAUGGACAAUAACAGGUUAAAUAAAGGUUAAAAUUGUAUGUAUGAAGCAGAACAUGCAGUUGAUGAGGGUGAGUUAAACCUGAGAGCAAAGGAUAUUUUGACUAGCCUGCCUGAAGAGUCCACUGAUGAUAAGAUUUGCUUUAGUGGUCUGGUCCAGGUAUUCCACUACUGGAGCACGUAUAGCUUGGUUUUUUUACUGAGACCCCAGGUCAUCCAAUUUAUCUACGACUUUAGUUUUCUGCUUUGUAAAAUUACAGAAUUGUGCCAAAUGACUUGGGUUUCUUUUGAUGUAAUGUAAUCAGAAUGUUAUAACUUAUUAUCAAGUGAAGUAAUGGAACACUGAAGCUUUUAAGUAUGUUAUGGACUAUACUUAACGCUCUGAGUCAGUAUACAUAUAUAUGUAAGCUAUGAAAACAUGAAUUCUAAAUAAAUACAUGAUGAAUACUACAAAACGGAUUCUAAAUAUUAACAAAUGCUCCCUCAGAAUUUUUCUCAGAGAUAACUAUAAGCAUGCAUGCCUACUCAGUUGUUAAGGCCUGUCCAAUUCUUUGUGACCCCAUGGACUGCAGCCUGCCAGGCUCCUCUGUCCAUGGGAUUUCUGGGGCAAGAACACUGGAGUGGUUGCCAGACCCUCCUCCAGGGGAUCGCCCCCACCCAGGGAUCGAACCUGUGUCUCCUGCAUUGCAGGCAGAUUCUUUACCACUGCGCCACCAGGGAAACUCACAACUGUAAACUAUAGAACAUUAUAAACAAUAAAAAAGCAAAAACUAGUCCAAAAGUUCAAUGUUCUCCAAAGCUGUGCUAAUCAAAUUGGGUGACACAUCAAUGAUCAUGCAAUUGAAAGAAAAGGAAAAAUACAUUUCAUUCCUGUGCUAAGAGGAAGCUGGGUGUCACAGGAAACUUUUGCAAGCUUUCAGAGAGUAAGAGUUCGUUUAGGAAUAUAGUCACUUUAGAUGCUUAUUAGAUGGAAUCUAGAUUCAUCCCUCUCUCCGUAAGUGAGCGCCUAAGAAAGGAGAAUGAAUGAUUUCUGGCUGUUGGAGACUAAAAUUGGCCGUUGCUUAAAGGAGUGAAAAACGGGUAAGACGAAUUUAUUUCUGAAAGAAAUAAAAAUUACCCUGAAAGCGGCACAGGCGCACAUAUACACAAUUAGGUGAAAGAGAAGGGGGAGGAAAAGAUAAAGGAAAGGAAGACUCGGAAAUAGAAGGUAGAAUUAAAUGGAUGCUAAUUUGGAACGUAAAAAUCUAAAACAACACAGCAAGAAGGGCAAGUGUUAAGCCAUAAAAAGGGAGAGGACAAGUCUUUCAUUCACUUAAUCGGUCAUCUAAACCGAGGUCCACCCGCCCCACCUGAAAAGACACUUCUAAACAACACAACUAAAAAGGUGGAGUGAAAAUCCAGAAUGUAGAUGUGAAUGUUAAGCCAGCAAUAGGUUGCGCGGGCCGCACUCCCGACUCUGCGAACGGCAGCGCUGCGCGUCCUAGCCCAGGAGCUCGUCAUCGUCGGGGUCGACGCACGCUGGGCCGCCAACCCGUGGCUUCCCAGGGAGAGGCGAUCGCCGGGUCUCCAGGGGCCAGCCAGGCCGCCAAACGCACGGCGCCGCUCCUGGGUCCCGGCGGAUGGACUUGCGGUUCUCCGAAGCCAGAGCAAAGCCGUGCAUCCGCGCCCGGCGGCCCCAAACCCGCGGAGGACGCCUGGAGUGGCCGCUCCUGAACCCCAACCUCAGCGGGCUCCCAGCCGGGUCCACCCAGCCAGUGCCCGGCCUCGUUCCCGGGACCGCCCUCGCCACCGGCGGGGCGGGCGUGGGUGGGCGGGGCCACGCGCCCCUCUAUCUGAAAUAACUGCAGCCUCCGGCGCCGCCUGGGGCUAUGCGCCACCGGGAAAGCCGCUCCACCCGGCUCCCCCGCAGACCUGAGAGCCCCUUUUCUAAUCUGCCGGGCUAAGCCGAGUGCCGGAGCCGGAGAGCUCGAGAUCCACCAGACGUUGUCGGGAGUGCUAACCUAGGUUAGCCUCCCUGAUGUGCUGAGACUAAUCAGAUCCUGCUGAUUGGGGAAUAUAAAUAAGCCCCUGCUCGGAGCUCACGCUGAGUCUGUGGCUGUAUUUUACUUAUCAGGCAUCAGUUUCUCAUGGCAUCCUUGUAAUCUCACGCUGGACUCUGGUGUGUUUUGUUGCCCCAAAAGACUAAUAGCGGGAAGACACCACUAACUUGAGCAUCCCAUCGAGAAAUCCAGAACGCCAGUGGACAGAGACAGAGCAAAGCCCCACAUCGAGUUGGCCCCUGAAGGAACUUGAGUUUGUUACCCAUAGAACAGACUAUCUCUGAAGUCUCUUAUUUGACAAGUAUAAGAUCUUCUUCCUCUUCCCUAUAUCAUCUUAUUCUUAAUUAUAAAUCAUGAGGAAUCAAGAUAAAAGAGCUGCGCACAAAGAUUCAGAACCAUCCACAGAGGUGAAUCACACAGCCUCCUCAUACCAAGGAAGACAGCAGGAAACAGGUAUGAACCUCAGAGGUAUAGAUGGAAAUGAACCAACAGAAGGAAGUAACUUACUGAAUAACAAUGAAAAAAUGCAAGGGACACCAGCUGAACCAAAUCAUUUGCAAAGACGAAGACAAACACGUGCUUGCCCUCCACGUGGUUUACUGGCUAGAGUAAUAACAAAUGUUACCAUGGUGGUUCUUCUAUGGGCUGUGGUUUGGUCAAUUACCGGCAGUGAAUGUCUUCCUGGAGGAAACUUGUUUGGAAUUAUAAUGCUAUUCUAUUGUGCCGUCAUUGGAGGUAAACUUUUCGGACUCAUUAAGUUACCUACGUUACCUCCACUGCCUCCUCUUCUGGGCAUGCUGCUUGCUGGCUUUCUCAUCAGAAAUAUCCCUGUCAUCAGUGAUAACAUACAGAUCAAGCACAAGUGGUCUUCUGCUUUGAGAAGCAUAGCCCUGUCUGUCAUACUGGUCCGCGCUGGCCUUGGACUUGAUUCAAAUGCCCUGAAGAAGUUGAAGGGUGUUUGUGUAAGGUUAUCCUUGGGUCCUUGUCUCACAGAGGCGUGUACAUCUGCUGUCCUGGCCUACUUCCUCAUGGGUUUACCAUGGCAAUGGGGAUUCAUGCUGGGUUUUGUUUUAGGUGCUGUGUCUCCAGCUGUCGUGGUGCCUUCGAUGCUCCUUUUGCAGGAAGGAGGUUAUGGUGUUGAGAAAGGCAUCCCCACCUUACUCAUGGCUGCUGGCAGCUUCGAUGACAUUCUGGCCAUCACUGGCUUCAACACCUGCCUGGGCAUGGCCUUCUCCACAGGCUCCACAGUUUUUAAUGUUCUCAAAGGCGUUUUGGAGGUGAUCAUUGGUGUGGUGACUGGGUUGGUUCUUGGAUUUUUUAUUCAGUAUUUUCCAAGCAGUGACCAGGACAAGCUUGUGUGGAAGAGAGCAUUCCUGGUCUUGGGGCUGUCUGUGCUGGCUGUGUUCAGCAGCACAUAUUUUGGUUUCCCUGGCUCAGGAGGACUGUGCACGCUGGUCACAGCUUUCCUUGCGGGCAGAGGAUGGGCCAGCACAAAGACAGAUGUUGAAAAAGUUAUAGCAGUUGCCUGGGACAUCUUUCAGCCCCUUCUCUUUGGACUGAUUGGAGCAGAGGUGUUAAUUACAGCUCUCAGACCAGAAACUAUAGGUCUUUGUGUUGCCACCCUGGGCAUUGCAGUAUUAAUACGAAUUUUGGUCACAUAUCUGAUGGUGUGUUUUGCUGGUUUUAACAUUAAGGAAAAGAUAUUUAUUUCUUUUGCAUGGCUUCCAAAGGCCACAGUCCAGGCUGCAAUAGGAUCUGUGGCUUUGGACACAGCAAGAUCACAUGGAGAGAAACAGUUAGAAGGAUAUGGAAUGGAUGUGUUGACAGUGGCAUUUUUGUCCAUCCUCAUCACAGCCCCAGUUGGAAGCCUACUUAUUGGUUUGCUCGGCCCCAGACUUCUGCAGAAAGCUGAACAAAAUAAAGAUGAAGAAGAUCAAGGAGAGACGUCUAUACAAGUUUAGAGGUGAAAAGAGAGAAUGCUGAAUACAGCCCUCAGAAGCAUGCUGUCAGUGCCUGCUUUUGUCAACUAGCAGAGACUAGUUUUAUCCGGAUGGAUAUUGACAUAUUUAGUGUUUAAGUGUAAAUUAAUAGAACCAGAGUGUGGCUUUUUUUUUUAAACAGCAUUUUUAGCUAUUACCGGGAUGGUGGUAAUGUUCUACAUCUGCAACCUGCUCCCUUCCUUAUUUUUUUUCUUCAGAUAACUAUUCAUCAUUAUCUCUUAGCUUGUAUAGGGACAUGUAUACUUUGGGCUUCCCUGGUGGCUCAGCAGUAAAGAAUCUGCCUACAAUACAGUAGAUGUAGGAAUCACAGAUUUGAUCCCUGGGUUGGGAAGAUCCCCUGGAGGAGGACAUGGCAAGCUACUCCAGUAUUCUUCCCUGGGAAAUCCCAUGGACAGAGGAGCCUGGCAAAUUACGGUCCAGGGGUUGCAUGGACCGAAGUGACUGAGCACACAUCGAUACUUUAGUGUACUACCACAAUUUAAUUUCAGUGUCCUGUUUUGCUAGCCAACAGCUUGCUCUGACUUAGUGUUACCAUCACAAUUUCAUAAUUCAUGGUCACCUAACCUCUCAUGCCUUGAAUUGUAUUGGGCCCUUUUUUCUUUUUGUUUUUAAAUACCAUAACACAAUCCUUCAUCCAUUUCUACCUUCCCUCUUAAUCUGCCUCUUUUCCAUUUCUACCUCUCUUACUUGUCUUUCUAUGAAGUAGUAUUUCUGAUUGUUCCCACCAAAAAUUUUUAAAAGUACACAAAAUAUUUUAAUUGGUUCUUUCUCUUGCACCUGUCCAUGUUCAAAGACUAAAUCCUAUCCCCCCAGUUAGCUUCACAGAGCCCCCCAUUUCAGUGGCUCAUCUGAGUUUCCUUCUACCUAAGCAGUGUCCUGACCCAGCCCUUUGUUUUUUGUGACCCACAUUUCCAGGCUCUUCCUGUUCUCUAGGUAAGAGACAGCUAAUUUUUAAAUCUAUAUCAGCCUCAUGAAUACCAUAUUAAUCAGGGUAAGAUAAGCUGCUAUAAUGACGAAAUGAAAAAUUAAAUACUUAAAUAGAAAAAUGUAUUUUCCUCUUACAAAACCAGUUGACAGGGUUACUCUGCUCAUGAGGUUUAUUCAGAGACCCAUGUCCUUCCAUCCUGAGACUCUGCUGUGCCCUAGCUUAGGACAAAAGUCCCCUUUCUAGUCUUCAGGAAGAAGGAAAAAAAAGGAAGCCCAAGACAAGCAAUUUAUUUUUAAGGAAGUGAUGUGGCAGCAGACACAUCUCUCCUCUUACAUUCUGUUGGUGAUAAUCACACCCACCCAGCUGAAAAGUAUUAUCUCUCACUAAGCAUUCACAUUCCCGGGAGAUGAAAAGACCAGAUUUGAGAGCCAGAAGUACUAUCGUGUUGGGUGUUACCGUCACCUAGUAGCAUAUUCUUGCAGGUUAACAAGGACUAUCUAAAGAUGUAACUUUAACCAAAAGAAUGACUUCCAUGGCAGGAAUUUCAGGAAUUGUGACAUGCCAGUAGAGAAGAUAAGAAAGUCUUAUCUGCAGAAGUCUCAUUUUAUCCCACUUAAUCAACUGACCAUUUCUGCUUUUUUGAAUCACUUGUUAAGUUCCUCUACUCUAGGUCAGCUCCUGUCUAGUUGUUAGAAUAAUCAUGUUUGGAUAAUGUUGUCAUUAGACUACCUAAGGUUCUGAUUUAAUAGAGACAAAUAUAUGAACAAUCUGUAAAAAGGGCUAUAAGUACUCUGACAGAAGUGAGUAUAGGGUACAUUCACCCUUCAGACUACUCUUCCAACCCUUCCUGUCAUGACUUUCAAGCUGUUCGAAACCAGCUUAAUUUUUAUUAAUCUAACAUAAUAGGAAGCCAGAGAGUUUUCAUUUUUACAUCAGCCUGACUCUGAUUCCUCUAUGGGACUGUAUUCCCUUAGUGUUUAUGUUCUCAACAUGGACCAGACUAGUUUAUACCAAAGUUCAGAGAGGUGAACUUCCUUGGCCAGAUGCGCCUUGGUUGUAGCACCAUAAACUUAAUGCUCAUCUGGUCCUCUACUUUCACAGGCUCUGAAACUAGAGUCACCCAACAAAUAUUUACUAAAGCCUUUGGUGGCCCAGGCACAUUAUAAAGACUAAUGUUGUUACCAUCUUUAAGGAUCUGAUAGUCUGAUUGAGGAUAGCAACCAUUAAACAAGAAGUUGCAAAACAGUGUGAUAAGUGCCAUGAUGCAAAGAGUACAGGGGUGCCAGGGAGCUCAUAGCAGGAGUAACCCAUAAAUCAGGGGGAGGUGCACUUUAGGCACCCACUCCAGUAUUCUUGCCUGGAGAAUCCCAGGAACAGAGGAGCCUGUUGGGCUGCCAUCUCUGGGGUCGCACAGAGUCGGACACGACUGACGCAACUUAGCAGCAGCAGCAGCAGCAGCACUUGAGGCACAGCCUCCAGAGAAAGUAGGACCUCGGCUAGGAUGUGGGGAUAACUAGGACUUAGCAAAAGGCACGGGAGACCCAAGGGUGCUGCAGUUAGUGCAGGUUCCCAUGUUCACCAGUAACUCUUCUCCAUGUAACAUAACAGGCUUUCAAUACUUACUAAUACAAAAUACAGUUAGUAUAAGCAAAUAAGAAUGUUGUUGUAAAUAUUCAAGACCCCAAGAAAGAAUUAGAAAUGGAAAUUCAGAGUGUAGAAAUAGUUGAAAAUCCCCAAAAGUGACUGCCCAUAGCCUAUGCCAUUUUCAGAGCAUGUGGUGACUUUUUGCCUACCCCUCCUUGGUGAGCGCCACCAACCAAGUCUUUGUGGCUGUCUGUCUAGUGGGCUUCCCUGGCAGCUCAGUGAAGAAUCUGCCUGCAAUGCAGGAGACCCAGGUUCCAUCCCUGGGUCAGGAAGAUUCCCUGGAAUAGGAAAUGGCCCACUCCAGUAUUCUUGCCUGGAGAAUCCCCAUGGAUAGAGGGGCCUGGCAGGCUACAGUCCAUGUAGUCACAAAGAAUUGGACAGGACUGAAUGACUAACACUUUCACUUUCUCUGUGUUGGUCUCUGCAGGACUCACUGUGAAGUCUCAGGUUUGUUUUGUCACCACAAAGUAAACCACAGCUCUUUUCUUGGUUGGUAAACUCAGAGUUAACUUGAUACAGAAUGCUGACUCAAGCCAAUCAAACUUACCCCUCCCCACCACAGAUAGAAACCAAUGCUUUAACCCCUGGGUGACUGAAAGAAAGGUGUAUCAUAUACAUACUUCUAUCAGAGUACUUGUAGUCCUUUUUUCAGUUUGUUUCUGGGUUUGUUGCCUAUUAAAUUAACCCUUGAGGGGUGGGAGCCUUACUUGGUCAUCUUUGAAACCUCAGCAAUUUUUACAGGAUAUGGAGCAGGGUAGGCAUUUAGUAAAUUGUUAUGAACUGAAUCAGUGAGGAGAUUCUCUUUCAGUAUCAGAAACCUACCUGCCACAUAACAGUUUAGAUUUUAGUCCACUUAGUGCAUCUAAGCUGCUCGGGCUACUACAACAAAAUACCAUAGACUGAGUGACUUAAACAACCAACAUUUAUCUUCUCACAGUUCUGAGGCUGGAAGUCAAAUGUGAGAGUUGCCAGCAAUGAUCAGGCUCUGAUGAGAGCUCUCUUCCUGGCAUGCUAAUAGCCUCCUUCUCAUUGGGUUCUCACGGGGUGGUGGGAGGAGGGAGGUUGUGAGGGGAUGGGAAUGGAGGAGAAUAUGCAAGCUCUCUGUUGUCUCCUCUAAUAAAGUCACUAAUCCCACCAUGAAGGCUCUAGCCUCAUGACUUAAUCUAAUAUAAUUACCUCUCAAAUUCUCCCUGUCCAAACACCAUCACGUUGAGGGGUUAUGGCUUCAGCUUAUGAAUUUAGUUGGGGGACAGAGUUCAGUACACAUCAAGGGCUUCAUACUUCCAAGGACAGCACCAAGCAAACACUGUAAACUUGCUCUCUUCAACACCCUUUUUUUCCUAAGGUGGGUGCUGUCAACCUCUCCUCUGAGAAGUGUUUGUUUCUCUUUAGGCAGACUGAUUAGGUUUCUGCUUUUUAAGUUAUUUUCGCCUUCCCGUGUUUUCCUUUCUGGUAUUAACUCCAUAUAACAUGGACUGGACUUGAGUGUUCUCAAAAUGUCCUCAGUCAUGUGUUUGCAAAUGAUCUCACCCAUUACCUUCUUUAAAAAUAGUAAUGAUUAUUUUGUCUGAUUACAAAAUAAUACAUUUCCAUUGCAGAAAAUCUAGAAUGCAGAAAAGCACAAGAAAGAAAAAUGAAACUACUGUUAAUGCAAACACCCAUUUUAUUUUGAUUCUUUUAAAUUUUACUUUUGCGGUCUGGGGGAUGUCUUAUUUUCAGAAUGAUACCUCAUCCACUGAAUUCGUUGGGUGAAAGGCAAUAUAAAUAUAUUUGACUUCUGUGAAGAUAUAUAGAUUGAAGAUUUUUUGUUAUAUAUAAUGAAUGCUAAGCCUUCCAAAAAUUACUUAUUCACCCUGUAAUAUUCAAAUACUAAUUUUGCAAUGAAUAAAACAGACAAAUCCCUGCCUUUA
Messenger RNA from Bubalus bubalis (water buffalo), 9100 nucleotides. RefSeq names its product solute carrier family 9 member B2 (gene SLC9B2). Gene Ontology annotation, cellular component: membrane. The coding region runs from base 2972 to 4579 and encodes 535 amino acids. Gene Ontology annotation, molecular function: antiporter activity. The transcript is spliced from 14 exons. The record is from RefSeq and is a predicted model, not a curated record. NCBI's taxonomy places the organism in Eukaryota, Metazoa, Chordata, Mammalia, Artiodactyla, Bovidae. Gene Ontology annotation, biological process: proton transmembrane transport.